UGUAUUCUUUAUGAAAUUACAUACAAAUUUUCCUGUUACGUUUAUAAUGCGUAAAUCUAUUCCGAAUGCGCCCUAAGCUCUAACGUCAAUUCCAAUUUGCAGGUUAUGUGUCGCUUACAUAAAAAAACAGUGUAGGCUUUGAAAACUAAGAUUUUAUUAUUGAAAAUGUUGUGUUGAUGUGAUAAUUUAUUUGAAGUUGAACAAGAUGAGUGCGUGUACAGCGUAUAUUAAUUUGCUUAAGGUGCCACAAAGGUGUGUGCUGCUCAGGCAAUGCCUACGAAAUACUUCGAGCACAGCCUUCUCCCACAACCAAAAAUGUUUAGUUGCUAUGACAAAUAAGCAGUACAUGUCCACGGUACAGAGUAAGAGCAUCAUAGCGAAUCGGGAGGAAGAACCAUCUCUUUUAACCAGAGUUCUAAAGAAGUUACCAUUCUUCGGAGUCGAUAGAACUAAACUGAAUUUGGUGGGAUUCAUGAUGUACGAAUCGAUAGCGGAUGGAAUCAAUUACGGGGAAUUCUUCGAGGAGUUCUCUCUGCCCGAUACAUUCUAUUCGUGGUUCGUUGUGACGGAACUGCAUCUGUGGAUGCUGACGGUCAGGUGUAUGGCGGAAGGUGAUGACGGCCGUCUCGUGAGGAAUCGAAUGGUCGAGGCGCUCUGGACCGACGUGGGAUUGAGAGUUAAAAAGAUUGGAGCUGCGAAUCCUGCGGGAAUGAGGAUGCAAGUUGCCGAAUUGUCGGAACAAUUGCAGGCGGCGUUGAUCGCGUACGAUGAGGGUUUGCAAUCGGACGAUGUCGUCCUGGCCGGAGCUCUCUGGAGGCGAAUGUAUCAACAGAACGACGUCGAUCCGGAGCAUCUUGAAGCGCUCAUCAAAUACAUCAGGAGGCAAGUUCGUCUGUUGGACAGCAAGGCGAAAGUCGAUCUGUUCAGGACGACGAAGAUGACUAUCUGGGAGCCGUCGAGUGAAAAGCUGUAAGAAUGAUUUUUAACAUUAUGUAAAUAAACUAGUUUAAAACAA
This is a messenger RNA of Nicrophorus vespilloides, 1015 nucleotides long. It is a transcript of the gene Uqcc1, whose product is annotated as ubiquinol-cytochrome-c reductase complex assembly factor 1. The coding region runs from base 206 to 973 and encodes 255 amino acids. The transcript is spliced from 4 exons. Gene Ontology annotation, cellular component: mitochondrion. The record is from RefSeq and is a predicted model, not a curated record. Gene Ontology annotation, biological process: mitochondrial respiratory chain complex III assembly. NCBI's taxonomy places the organism in Eukaryota, Metazoa, Arthropoda, Insecta, Coleoptera, Silphidae.